CGCAAAUCAAGCAUUCAAAUGCCCAUCCACAUUGGCAUUGACCCCACCGACUGCGAAUACUAGGACGAGUAAACAAGUGACCAGAGACAUAUUGAUGAAGGUUUUCAACAUGGCCAGCAAUGCGGAAUCGACAAAGCCGCGCACGUUCAAUCCUGAAGGGGUGUGGCUGCCACCACCAACAUACAACCAAGUCGCUAUUACCCCCCUCCUCCCGUCAUCCCGUCUCAUUACGCUCGCUGGCAUGACAGGGUGCGACCCCGCAAGAACAGACAACCCACGCACAGUCCAGGAACAAGCCCCUAUUGCGUACGAGAACAUCCGCAAGGCACUUGCCGCUGCGGGUGCCAGCCCGCGUGACAUUGUUCAAGUCAAGCACUACAUUGUGAAGGAGACAGGCAAUGCAGAAGUCGAUCGUCUAGACGUUGUCGACCGGGGGUGGGGCGAAUUGUGGACGGAGUUCAUGGACAAGACGGCCGACGGUCAUCGCCCUCCUGACACUGUCGUCGGGGUCGCAGGUCUGGCCAAAGCAGACAUCCUGUAUGAAUGUGAAGUAUGGGCUGUCGUCAGCUAGAGAGCGGUCAUUUAUAGCAGCACGAAGUUGCUUUGUGUGCAUAUGGUCCUGUGCGAGAGUAUCAGGUGCUUUUCAUCAGGCCCCGGGGAGGGAUAUGGAUGACGUGUGUCUAUUAAAAGCACAAUUGGGAGACACCUACUUGAAUCUCCAUGAUGCAGACUUCAUGGGCAUUUGAUAGUAGCUGAGCAACGCUCAAUUUCUAGGGAAUUCCAAUGGG
Diaporthe batatas is the source of this 788-nucleotide messenger RNA. RefSeq lists its product as uncharacterized. The transcript has 2 exons. Lineage: Eukaryota; Fungi; Ascomycota; Sordariomycetes; Diaporthales; Diaporthaceae. The record is from RefSeq and is a predicted model, not a curated record. Bases 95 to 571 code for a protein of 158 amino acids.